This is a messenger RNA of Saxophila tyrrhenica, 954 nucleotides long. RefSeq lists its product as uncharacterized. The record is from RefSeq and is a predicted model, not a curated record. The transcript is spliced from 2 exons. NCBI's taxonomy places the organism in Eukaryota, Fungi, Ascomycota, Dothideomycetes, Mycosphaerellales, Extremaceae. Bases 1 to 954 code for a protein of 317 amino acids.
AUGAGUUCAUCGUACAACAGAUUCGACGAGAGCUAUACGGCAGCAGUCCGCCGGUCACUGGCAACCUUCCACGAGAACUUAAGCAAAGGCCGACUGCAAGACAAUGGACCUCUGUUCACGAAAGAUGUACAAUGGAACUUUGACGGGUCACUUCUCAUCUCCAGGCAGUCCGCUAUCACAACCCUGCAAGCCGUUGUCAAUGGCAUCUUCGACGAUGCAGAGGCAAGCGAUUUAUACCUCAUCGUGGACGGCGGAGUGGGUGCCGUUCUAUUCGAACUGCGUGGUACUCCUAGUGUGCCGCAGACCGGCCCGUUCGCUGGACUGGAUGUUGUACCCGGAGCUCCGCUUAACGUUCGCAGCGCUGAGCUGAUGGUGUACAACGAGGAGGCAUUGGUUGAGCAGAUCAAUACGAUCGAUCCAUUGGCUCUGCUCCAGUCGCAGCUCACUGGCGCAUCUGAAGCGCCGCCAUACGACAGCACUUUCACUCGCCCAGCGAACUCACAAACGUCAUCUGCAUACCGCGAUAUGCUUAGACGCCGCAUGGUCGCACUUCAUGAGAACGUCAACUCGGGGCAGGCUAGUCGCAAUGCGGAGAUGGCUGACGAAGGUGUCGAGGUUGUCAGCACCGGAAGGGUUUCGGAAAAGGGAAGAGAUGCCUUCGUUCAAUUGGUCUCCUCGCAUAAUGCUGGCCAGGGUGCUUUCCUGAACAAAGUCUUCCACGAUGGCUACACUCUUGCCGAUGGCCAUCUUGGUGCGAUCGACUACGUCUGGCAGGCAGCACAAGAGAGUGCCUACAUGGGCAUAGCUGCCGAUCAGUCGAAGUCGGUUCGCAUGAGAGGCAUGUUGUUCUUGGAGUUCAAUGAGGAGGGUCUGAUUGUCAAGGCCACCGAUGUGAGCGAUGAGAGUGUUAUUGGUACCCAGCUGAACUUGACUGGGCCGUUUCUGUACCCUUGA